AUGAGUACCCCUCCAGGCCCAAGCCAUACUGCAUUCACGGAAUGGGCUGUGUUCAACGGCAUUAAAAUCAAUGGCAUCGCCCCAGCCCGCUUCCCAGGCCGUGGACUAGGCAUGAUUGCAACGCAGGCGAUCCGAGAAAACGAGAUCAUGCUCUCCGUCCCCGCGAACCUAAUGUUCACUAGAGACUCCAUACCGGAGUCCUUUGUAUCUUUAUUCCCGGCAGAUGCAACAAACCACGCUAUUCUCGUGGGCUUUCUAGUGCAUGGCGACUCCAAGUCUCAGCCAGGACUAGAUGUUUGGAGGAGCGUAUGGCCGAGUUGGGAGGAUUUUGAGAAGAGCAUGCCGAUUUUCUGGCCGGGGUGGUUGCGGGCGUCCAGUUCAGACAUGCAACCUCCAGCCCAAGACCGCAACGAGAACAGCCGUAACAACCCAGACUCGAAGUCAGGGCUCAAGCUGGCUCUUCUUCCACCUUCCAUCUCAGGUCUUCGGAACUCGAUGUUAGACCCUUUGAAUACGCCAGCUCCAAACUCACAAACGAACUCCGAACAGUCCUGCCCUUACGAAACGCGGUAUCAAAACCUUCUACCACGGCAGGAAAAGCGAUUAUAUGACACAUACUACUCGAUCCGGUCAGUCUUCCCAGAAACAGAUUGGAAGGCUGUCGCGUAUAAUUGGGCCAUCAUCAACUCACGGAGCUUCUACUACGUCUCGCCAGGCAAGAACGAGCCGAGUGACUGGAACGAUGCAAUUGGCAUGGUCCCCUUUGCGGAUUAUUUCAAUCAUAGAGAUGAUGCAUCGUGCGAGGUCACUUUCGACAGAGAUAGCUAUAUAUUCCGAGCUGAAAAAGGCGAAGAAAUAUACAUGAGCUACGGUCCACAUUCGAAUGACUUCCUACUGGUUGAAUACGGCUUCUACCUGGACGAUAACCCCUCAGAUAGGGUGUAUCUCGACGAUAUAAUUCUACCCAAGUUGACGAGAUCCGAGAAAAAGGAGUUGGCGGAGAGGGAAUGUUUUGGGAAUUACGAAAUCACUGCAUCUGGUGCAGACCGCAAUAGUAUGGCUGCUGCUAGUAUAAAAUAUAUGAGCCGGCAAAAGUGGCGGGAAUAUGUCGAUGGUGUUUCCGAACAAGGGUUCGACGCCAGCAGGACUGCCGGUAUAAUACGUGACUGGAUAGAGGCAUACCUGCAGGAGUGCACUACUACUAUAGCUUCUUUGGUCGAGCUGUCAAAGUCCGAGAAGGAGAAAGACACAGUUGAGCUGAUAUUGUCUCGGUGGAAGCAAAUCCAUCGCCUGUGCGAGAGGGCAGUAGAAUCAAUGGCUGCGUAG
Molecule: messenger RNA, 1326 nt
Organism: Aspergillus nidulans FGSC A4
Lineage: Eukaryota; Fungi; Ascomycota; Eurotiomycetes; Eurotiales; Aspergillaceae
Exons: 6
Coding region: 1-1326 (441 amino acids)
Molecular function (GO): protein-lysine N-methyltransferase activity
Source: RefSeq, a predicted model, not a curated record